Nelumbo nucifera (sacred lotus) is the source of this 1869-nucleotide messenger RNA. RefSeq names its product AAA-ATPase At3g50940-like. Gene Ontology annotation, molecular function: ATP hydrolysis activity; ATP binding. The record is from RefSeq and is a predicted model, not a curated record. Lineage: Eukaryota; Viridiplantae; Streptophyta; Magnoliopsida; Proteales; Nelumbonaceae.
AACCCCACUAGCCCACUACCACUACCCAGAUCAUUACCUUCAACUGAUGACUUAAUAAUGGCUUCUCUCAGCUCCAGAAUUCUGAACGCAUUUUCUCUCCGAGAAAUGCCUUCAAUGACCACACUUUUCUCAGGAUAUGCUUCCUUGGCCACGGCAUUCCUGCUCAUUCAGUCCCUGAUCAAUCAAUUCAUUCCCCACCAUCUCAGAGGCUACCUCUUCUCCAGCCUCGGCUACCUCCUCCGCCUUUGGUCCGCCCAGUUCACCCUUGUCAUCGAAGAGUUCAAUGGGAUUACUGCUAAUGAAGUCUAUGAAGCUUCGGAGAUGUAUCUGCGUACCAGAAUCUCGCCCUCAGUCAGUCGUCUAAAUCUAAGCAAAGCGCCAAGAGAUAAGAAUCUCAUCCUCACGAUAGAAAAUGGGGAGGAGAUUAUAGACGUCUUCGAAGGAAUUCAGCUCAAGUGGAAGUUCAUUUGCUCCAAUGACGCCAAAGGUCGCCAUGAUGACACACAGCGUUCCUUUGAGCUCUGUUUCAAUAAGAAGUACAAGGAAAAGGUGUUGGGUUCUUACUUCUCUCACAUAUUUGACAUGUCAAAUGCCAUGAAAGAAGACAGCAAGGUUGUAAAGCUUCAUACGCUUGGCUCCCUGCACCAUGACAGAGGGGUAGGAGUGUGGGGAUCGAUCAACCUGGAACACCCAGCGACAUUCGAUACCUUGGCCAUGGAACCUAAACUCAAGAAGGAUUUGAUAGAUGAUCUAGACAGGUUCAUGAAAAGGAGAAACUACUAUAAGAAAGUGGGGAAAGCUUGGAAGCGUGGGUAUCUGUUAUAUGGCCCGCCUGGUACUGGGAAAUCAAGCUUGAUUGCUGCCAUGGCCAAUUACCUCAAUUUCCACAUCUAUGACUUGGAGCUUUCAAAAGUCAGGCGUGAUUCAGACCUCAGGAGGCUGCUGGUUGCCACAAAGAAUCGGUCGAUACUGGUGAUCGAGGAUAUCGAUUGUAGCAUUCAGCUCUACGAUCGACAAGUGCAAACAAACAGAGAUAAGCCAGUGGAAGUUAAAGCCAAGGCUUCAAGUAAUCCACAUUUGGAAGGUAAACCAUUGGAGAUCAAACUCAAGGCAUCAGAUGAUCAGGUGACACUCUCGGGACUACUCAACUUCAUUGAUGGUCUCUGGUCGAGCUGUGGAGACCAACGGAUCAUUGUGCUCACAACCAAUCACAAGGAUUGGCUGGACCCUGCAUUGUUGCGCCCUGGUCGCAUGGAUAAGCAUAUUCACAUGUCCUACUGCACCCCUAAAGGAUUCAAGCUUCUAGCAUCCAAUUACCUGGGCAUACACGAAAAUCACCAGCUCUUCAGGGAGAUUGAAGACCUAAUAGAGAACAUACAAGUCACUCCUGCAGAGGUCGCAGAAGAGCUAAUGAAGAGUGAGGAAGCUGAAGUCGCCCUCAGUGGACUGAUCAAUUUUCUUGAGCAAAAGAAAACGAAACACAAUAAGAUCAAGUGCGAGGAAAGGAAAGUUGGAGCUGAAAAAGAAGAUUCAAAAAAUUUAACUUGUAAAGUCCAACAGUAAGUGGGUUAGGCAGGUUGCUUUGAUAACCAUCCUCUAGCCGGGGCAGACCUGGUUGCUUCACACUUCACUCUGAUUUGAUCGAGAAAGACUCAUCCCAAUCCCCAAAGACAACAUGCAUGUUUGUCCGUUUGAUUCAUCCUAAAGUCCACACAUCACAAACAUGCCUGAUCUCAGUGGGAUAACUCCUCAAUUCAAGGACUGCAACUCCAAUGCUUUGGUAAAUUUUCAAUUUCAAAGUUUGGCUGAUCACUAGGAUUCAACUCCUUCAUUAUUGUAAUAAAUAUACAUCAUAAUAGCUCCACUUUC